AGCCGGGCCUCUUAUUCCGGGUUGUAACUAAAUACUGUUGCGAGCACAGCCCAGGCCCUUUGUCGGAGAUGUGUGAGCGCAGUCUCUUCAGAGGGGGCUAUGUGGGCUCGCUCCUGAAUUUGCAGUCCCCGGACUCGUUCUACUUUUCCAAUCUGCGGCCCAAUGGCAGCCAGUUGGCCGCGCUUCCCCCCAUUUCAUACCCUCGCGGUGCGCUGCCCUGGGCCGCUACGCCUGCUUCGUGCACCCCUGCGCAGCCUGCCACCGCCUCUGCCUUUGGAGGUUUCUCUCAACCCUACUUGACCGGCUCUGGGCCUCUUGGCCUGCAGUCUCCAGGCACCAAGGAUGGACCCGAAGAACAAGUCAAGUUCUAUACGCCUGAUGCCUCCACCGGAUCAGAGGAACGCAGCCGAACUAGGCCUCCCUUCGCCCCUGAGUCUAGUCUGGCUCACUCGGCUCUCAAAGGCACCAAGUAUGACUACGCGAGUGUGGGCCGGGCCGUUCCAGGCUCUGCAACCCUGCUCCAGGGGGGCCCCUGCGCCUCCAGCUUCAAGGAAGACACCAAGGGCCCGCUCAACUUGAACAUGACAGUGCAAGUGGCCGGGGUGGCCUCUUGCCUGCGAUCUUCGCUGCCCGACGGCCUGCCGUGGGGGGCGGCCCCGGGGAGGGCCCGCAAGAAGAGGAAACCUUAUACAAAGCAGCAGAUUGCGGAGCUGGAGAACGAAUUCCUGGUCAAUGAAUUCAUCAAUCGGCAGAAGCGUAAGGAAUUGUCCAACAGGCUGAACCUCAGCGACCAGCAGGUCAAAAUCUGGUUCCAGAACCGGCGCAUGAAGAAGAAGCGUGUGGUGCAGCGCGAGCAGGUCCUGGCGCUCUACUAGCCGCUCACGGGGCGGCGGCCAUGCCAAGUCUGCCCUUUUGGAUCUAGGCCUGGCCGUGGAGGAGGUGCUGGGGCUG
Messenger RNA from Myodes glareolus (Bank vole), 951 nucleotides. RefSeq names its product homeobox D12 (gene Hoxd12). The record is from RefSeq and is a predicted model, not a curated record. Gene Ontology annotation, molecular function: sequence-specific double-stranded DNA binding; DNA-binding transcription factor activity, RNA polymerase II-specific. Lineage: Eukaryota; Metazoa; Chordata; Mammalia; Rodentia; Cricetidae. Gene Ontology annotation, biological process: regulation of DNA-templated transcription.